UAGUUUUAGCCAAGCUGGUUGGGCUUGGGGCGCCUAUAAAACGCGCGUCAAUCCAAGAACGUCUCCGGUGGAUAUGAAACAUUAGACAGACAUCAGAGAAUCAAAGACAAGAGACUGAGUAGGUGCCAGCUCAACCUUUGGAGAUGAUCGUGGAGUGUGUCUUCGCAGGCAUCGUCGCUUCCCUGUUAGGUUUUGUUCUCUUGUACCGUUCGCUUGGAAGGAAGGAGGAAGAGGAGAUCAGAAGAGCUACCGUGGAGAUCCGAAACGAAUGCGUGAGGAGCUCCAUAAACGGAGAAUGCAGAUCGGAGAGCUCACAAAAUACCGAUGUUAUCAUUGUUGGAGCCGGCGUUGUUGGUUCUGCUCUCGCGUAUACGCUUGGCAAGGAUGGACGCAGAGUGCAUUUGAUAGAGAGGGACUUGACAGAGCCUGACAGGAUAGUUGGCGAACUAUUACAACCAGGGGGCUACCUGAAGUUGGUUGAGUUGGGUCUUGAGGAUUGUGUGGAGGAGAUUGAUUCCCAACGAGUAUUUGGGUAUGCUCUUUUCAAGGAUGGGAAGAAUACUAGAAUACCAUAUCCAUUGGAAAGAUUCCAUUCAGAUGUGUCUGGGAGGAGCUUUCAUCAUGGGCGCUUCAUACAACGCUUACGGGAGAAAGCAGCAUCUCUUCCCAAUGUACAAUUGGAGCAGGGAACAGUUACAUCCUUACUUGAAGAAAAGGGGACUGUUGAAGGCGUAGCAUACAAGGCUAAGACUGGUGAAGAGCUAAAUGCAUUUGCACCUCUUACAAUUGUAUGUGAUGGUUGUUUUUCCAAUUUGCGCCGUUCUCUCUGUAAUCCAAAGGUGGAUAUCCCGUCUUGUUUUAUUGGUUUGAUCUUGGAGAACUGUCAACUUCCACAUCCAAAUCAUGGGCAUGUCAUUUUAGCGGACCCUUCACCAAUCUUGUUUUAUCCCAUCAGCAGUACAGAGAUUCGCUGUUUGGUUGAUAUACCUGGGCAAAAAGUACCUUCUAUUUCUAAUGGUGAAAUGGCCAACUAUUUGAAGACUAUGGUGGCCCCACAGAUCCCCCCUGAGCUUUAUAAUUCCUUUAUAGCAGCAGUGGACAAAGGCAACAUAAGAAGUAUGGCAAACAGAAGCAUGCCAGCUUCUCCUUAUCCUACUCCUGGAGCAUUGUUAUUGGGGGAUGCAUUUAAUAUGCGGCAUCCUUUAACUGGUGGAGGAAUGACCGUGGCAUUGUCUGAUAUUGUUGUGCUACAGAAUCUCCUUAAGCCUCUGCGUGAUCUGAAUGAUGCAUCCUCACUGUGCAAAUAUCUUGAGUCAUUCUACACCUUACGCAAGCCGGUGGCAUCUACGAUAAAUACAUUAGCAGGUGCUCUAUACAAGGUGUUCUGUGCUUCACCUGAUCAAGCAAGGAAGGAAAUGCGCCAAGCAUGUUUUGAUUAUUUAAGCCUUGGAGGUGUUUUCUCAACAGGGCCAGUGGCUUUACUUUCUGGUCUAAAUCCUCGCCCAUUGAGUUUGGUUUGUCAUUUCUUUGCCGUGGCUCUAUAUGGUGUUGGUCGUUUAUUACUUCCAUUUCCUUCUCCAAAACGCCUCUGGGUGGGAGCUAGAUUGAUUUCGGGUGCAUCAGGUAUCAUCUUCCCCAUUAUAAAGGCUGAAGGAGUAAGGCAGAUGUUUUUCCCAGUAACUGUCCCAGCAUAUUACAGAUCUCCUCCUGCUAAUUGAGAAAAAAAAAGGGUUGAAAAUUCAUGAUAAGACGGGUUAUUAUGUUAUGGUUCUGUUAUCCAUCAAGAUCAAGACAAGCUCGUUUGUGUGAGUGUGACUGCCCUUCCUUUAUUCAAAGUUGAGGAGAGAAGGCUGUCAAAAGUCAAAGAGGACUAAAAUGCAACAAGUUUCUUUCGUUCUUAUCACGUGUACUAAUUACUGGUUAUCCAAACGUGUGAAUAACUUUUCUUUGUGAUCCGGAAGUAUGUAAUUGUUAGGACAUGCUGGAUUAUCUCUGAUUUAGAAUAUUUUCGUUUUAUCCAUUUAUUUUUCUGUUGGAAAUCA
Nelumbo nucifera (sacred lotus) is the source of this 2042-nucleotide messenger RNA. Its product is annotated as squalene monooxygenase SE1-like. Gene Ontology annotation, molecular function: flavin adenine dinucleotide binding; squalene monooxygenase activity. The record is from RefSeq and is a predicted model, not a curated record. NCBI's taxonomy places the organism in Eukaryota, Viridiplantae, Streptophyta, Magnoliopsida, Proteales, Nelumbonaceae. Gene Ontology annotation, cellular component: membrane; endoplasmic reticulum. Gene Ontology annotation, biological process: sterol biosynthetic process.